UUCGCCUUUUCUCUAGGUGAGACUGCUUCCUCUCCAGCUCAAGGCAGUCCUUUCAGAAGAGCAGGAAUCCUUUUUGUGUUCUUGGGAGUCGUCAUGUUCUGGUCCUCAGUCUCGAAGAGCCUCCUUGCUGUCUGUGUUGUCACGGAGUUUGCUGUGAUCUUUGUGGAGAGUUUCUCGUGUGAAAACUCUAUGUGCACAAAGGGACUCUGUCAGCCCACGGGUACAUGCAAUACCUCUAAAAGCUGCUUCAGCCAAACACAGGAAUUUAAAAUGCCAGAGCUGCCCACAAGCCUAAGUGUCCAGCAGAAAGGCUGUUCUCUAGAUGAAUGUACUGGACUGGCAUUCUCGGCGACACUGGGGGACCAACGGACAUUUAGAUAUGACCAGCGAUGCUGUACUACUGAUAAGUGCAACCAACUGGACACGAAACCAUCUCAGGUGCCUGCAAAAGCCAAUGGUGUUCAGUGUCUUGCCUGCUAUAUGGAGGCAGGCAGGGUGUGUAUUCCAACUCCCCUGAAGUGCACGGGGAGCGAGACAAAGUGUGUUGCAGUUAUAGGCACAGCUGCUGGAAGCAGUAGUCCCCUUUCGGUAGUGAUGGUUGGAUCCGGCUGUGCGACAGAAAGCGCCUGCAACCUGAAUAUGACCGUUUUGGACUUUGUAAAUAUCCGCACCUUCUGCUCCAGUGGGUUCCCUGUACUUCCAACCCCGUCAGUUCCGGACAGCAUGGGCCUUCGACCUGCACCCAUCUCAACAGUGCCAGUUCUGAUUAGUCUCCUCUUGCUGAAAGUCUUGGUUUGAUCUUCCAGGCUCAGGCCAUCCCACAGUCCUACACACACACUUGGAGGGCUCCCUUCAGUGAGAAUCAAAAGUCAGUGUGACUUCUUGAUGGUUUUGUAUUUCAGCAUUAAAAACUCCAAUCCA
This is a messenger RNA of Mus caroli (Ryukyu mouse), 921 nucleotides long. Its product is annotated as protein RoBo-1-like. Lineage: Eukaryota; Metazoa; Chordata; Mammalia; Rodentia; Muridae. The record is from RefSeq and is a predicted model, not a curated record.